AUGAAUCCUGGGUUAGCGGCACUGCGUCGGCUGAAUAAGCCAACAAUCCAACCCUUUCACUACUUCGACCCGCGCAGCCCUCAUCCGCGAUGGCGACCUGCCUUCACUCAAACAGACGUCGACGCAACACAACAGGGGUCACCGACCAACACAGACAAACUUCGUCUCCUCUCUUGGAACAUCGACUUCUCUACUCCGGCCCCGACAGAGCGCAUGACAGAAGCCCUCAAAUAUCUGAACAAGCUACAAAACGAACAUGACAAUCGCAGGGGCCCACCCACGGUGAUCUUCUUCCAAGAGAUGGUCCACUCGGACCUCGAACUCCUACAAAACGCUCCCUGGAUACAGGAGAAAUUCUACCUCACCGACAUAUCCGACCAGCACUGGCGCGGGACAUACGGGACCACAACCCUUGUCGACCGACGGCUGCCAGUAGGGCGGGUAUUCAGAGUCCCAUAUGCUCUGUCUGUAAUGCAGCGUGAUGCUCUGUUCGUCGACAUCAAACUCCAAGGCUCACUCAUCAGGAUCUGCAAUACGCACCUCGAAAGCCUUGCGAGUGGAACUCCUAGACGGGCUGUCCAGCUUAAGCUCGCGUCAGAAUUUAUGCAUGGAUCCACCCCCAGCAGCUCUUUUGAUGAUAGUGAGAAUGCGGGCGCUACUGAUGAGCCACUUCCGACACCCCACGCUGCAAUCAUCGCUGGCGAUCUGAAUGCUUUUGCACCUGAGGAUGUACACCUGCCCAGCGAAUGUAAUCUGAAUGAUGCAUAUCUUGCACUCGGUGGGACUGAAGGCUCCGAGGAGGGUUUCACCUGGGGAUAUCAGUGUCCACCCGAUAUAGACGGUCGAUUUCCCUGCGGACGCCUGGAUAAAGUCCUAUUUUGUGGGAAUAUUGAGGCGCUAUCACUGGCGAAAGUUGGACAGGGUCUGAAGGCACGAGUUGACGGGCGACUGCCGGACGAGUGUGAUGGUGCUACCGAGGAUGAUGAUUUUGAGGAUAUCUGGGUUACAGAUCACUUCGGACUCGCGGCCGAUUUUAAGAUAGUGCCUUUUAGGUCUGCUUAG
This is a messenger RNA of Aspergillus versicolor CBS 583.65, 1062 nucleotides long. Its product is annotated as endonuclease/exonuclease/phosphatase family protein. Gene Ontology annotation, molecular function: single-stranded DNA binding; 5'-tyrosyl-DNA phosphodiesterase activity. The transcript has a single exon. Lineage: Eukaryota; Fungi; Ascomycota; Eurotiomycetes; Eurotiales; Aspergillaceae. Gene Ontology annotation, biological process: double-strand break repair. The record is from RefSeq and is a predicted model, not a curated record. The coding region runs from base 1 to 1062 and encodes 353 amino acids. Gene Ontology annotation, cellular component: cytoplasm; PML body.